AUAUUAGUGAAACGUUUAAAAUUAACCGAUUUGGGUGUGUUAAUAGCGAAGAAAUAGACAGUUUUAUAGACAAUAAUACCCCGAAGAAUACAAUCAAAAGUCAAAAUAGUGUAUGGAAUCAGUUUAUGAAAUUUUGCGUUCAGCGCAAAUAUGUUUUAUCAAAUGAUAAAACUGUUGCUGAACUAUGUAAUAUCUUAAAAGAUUGGGCUUGGAACAUGAAAAAAGAAGACGGAAGCGACUACAAAGAGUAAUCUUUAAAGUGUAUGUGGAACUCAACUGCUAAGACGUUUCAAGAAAUAUAUCUUAAAAAAUUUAAUAUAAAGAUAGAUCUAUUUCAAGGUAUCUAUUGAAUUUAAAAGUGCUCGCGAUGCACGAAAUGCAAAAAGACAGGAAUUGCAGAAAUUUUCAGAGAAAAGGAAACAAAGUUCUAAGCUUAAUACAUAUACACGAUAUUAUUGACAAAUUGGAUGACCAAACUCUAGACGGUCUCCAAAAGAUUUUCUAUUAUUUGGCUUCCGUGGAAUUAGCUUGGCGCGGUGGCGAAGACGCAACAUGUUUAACAGAAUAUUUUAAAUUUGAAACCUCUGAAGAUGGUAAAGAGACAGGCAGGUUAGAAUAUAAUCCUAUUGUUACGCAGCACUCUGCAGUAGCCUGCAGCUAUCAUAGGAAACGUCAUAAGUAAAAGUACAAGUAAAAGAAGAUAGACUAUGGUAACAUUAUUGUGGUUCAUCAUCUAUUCAACCAUACUUACAGAUGGAUGACCAGCAUCAUCAAAGUGUUAUUAACCAACUUCGAGGACAUACAGAAAGUCAAGCUUUCACUUCUGUGAAUAAUGAUUUUAAUCCGGUAGAAGAAAGUCAAGUUUCUACUGCUACCAUGAAUACCGCUACUUCGUCAAAAGCAGGACGAAUGUCCCAAAUUAUGCAAACUGGAAAUGUCACUUACAAUAUUUGUUCUUUUAACUUUAACUAAUUUUUUUUUUUAGUUACAACUAGGGCUCUAGAAAUAAUCUUACUAAAUAUAUCUCGACCUUAAAUUAGAGCCUAUUUUUAUUGUUACUAAAUUUUUCGUGUAUUUUGCAAUUUGUCUCGACAAUUUUGUCAUUAAUAAUCAAAAAUUAUUAAUGACAAAAUUUUGUCUGGACAAAUUGGUACCAAAAAACACUCAAAAUUUAGAUACAAUAAAAAUAGUCGACUAUUUACCAAGGUCUCGUUAUAUUACAAUGAUAAUUAACAUUUUUUUUGUUUAUAAGAAAAUACUUCUUGAUACUUUUACUAUGAGCUAAUAAAUUUUAAUGUAUAAUUAGAAGCGACCAAAUGCCCAGAGAAGUUGAACCUUGUUUUUAUUUGCAAUAAAACGGCAUCGCAUAUUUCUAAGGCUUCGCGUUUUCUGCUGUUCUCUUCAAUUCGUGCCUUUUUUCUUAUUGGUUCACCAGUUUCUCCUUGCGACGUGUUUAUUUCUCCUUGAAUAUUGUCAAUAAUGCUGUUCAUUUGCUCCCGUAUACCUUGAAUGGCUACUUUGAAAUUCUCCAAAUCUUUCUUAACCUUAACAGAAUCUGUGCAUACUUUUUGUAAUUAGUUAAAAAUAUUUUCCACGUGAGGCAUUAUUUAAUGAAAAAUAUAAAAUAUAAAAUUUUUAUCCUGAAGUUUUAAUUUGUAAUCACUUGCUUGAUUAAUAGACGACGAAUCGCGUGAAGUAUUUUCUAUAAUGUCCACAACUGUAAUGAGGUCUUUCUAUUCUCCUAAACAGUUUGAACACCUCACGAUUGGAAAUUCCAAAGAUCUCGGCAGCCUUCGAUU
Molecule: messenger RNA, 1799 nt
Organism: Psylliodes chrysocephalus
Lineage: Eukaryota; Metazoa; Arthropoda; Insecta; Coleoptera; Chrysomelidae
Source: the annotation of a GenBank genome assembly